AUGACAGAUCGGUACGGUCACCCACGGCAGACCGUCUUCGGUCGGAGGCACGCGUCGGCAGCCGCGACCGUCUCAUACUCAGACACAAGACAACCUCACCCACCCGCACCGUCCGCCGCGCAACAACCACAGCCAGGCGGCCCACCUCACCCAAACGCCUCGUCCAACGCUGGUGUCCGCAGGAACCUCUUCCAGGGCCAGCUCACAAGACGGCCUACGGCAGGACCUGGCAGCAGCAACCCCAACGAGGCGGGGGCGCCUGGCAGGAACGCGGGCGACCUCGGCGGCAUGGAGGUAGAGGAGGACGAGUCUGCGUCGUCUGACAUUGUGGUCCGCGACAAGAACGGGGAAGUAGAGCUGGACGAGCCGCCGACGCUGGUGGUGGACGAUCCAGACGAGAUCGCGCUUGACAUGCGCCAAGAGAACGAGAAGGAGAGGCAGAGACUCGCCGACGCGGUGAAGCACCACCAGAACAUCGUGAACCAGAAUAGUGUUCCGGCUCAGCCAGAGGAAUUAUUCGAAGCCGUAAGGGCCAGUCUCAGAGCCAAAGUCGCGGCCUUGUCAGAAGACAAUUGGAUGUAUGAGAAGGAGGACGAACCACGGCUGGUCUGA
This is a messenger RNA of Diaporthe citri, 612 nucleotides long. RefSeq lists its product as uncharacterized. Lineage: Eukaryota; Fungi; Ascomycota; Sordariomycetes; Diaporthales; Diaporthaceae. The transcript has 3 exons. Bases 1 to 612 code for a protein of 203 amino acids. The record is from RefSeq and is a predicted model, not a curated record.